AGUGUCAACAACACCACAGAUUUUGUGUUCCAAGUUCUGUUGGGUUUCGAUUCGUGACGUUUCGGUUCAACGUUAGUUCGUUUUCAAGGCAGUUUCAGUUUAUGAAAAAAACUUAACGAUGUCGGUGAAAUCGGUUGUGCCCCCGCAAACAUACUCGCGGCUAUUCAGACCCUGGGAUGCUUCAGCAGCUGCGGAAGCUCCAGUGGUCCAAGACAAUACAAGUGACAGUCCUAGAAAGCCUAGUGACUACGAAAGUGAUAGAGUGAUCAAAAGUGAACCCUACGAAAUGAGUGUUCGAGCACGGUUGGAUAUGGAAAGCCCAGUAUCAUCGGAACCUAAAUCGCCAAUGUUCAGCCCCACCAAGCUGUCGUCGUCUGGAACUCCGGAUUUGGAUAUCAGUUCUUCGUUCCUGAAUCACCCGGCGGAUCUUGCUUCAUACUAUUACUACUACAACCAGCAGAAGCUCGGUCUUGAACUGUUGCCGCCAGGUUUUAACUUUGCUGGACUACCUCCCAUGGAUGCUCUCACCUACGAGCAGAUGGAACAAGAAUACUUCCGAGUGCUUAGCGAGGAUGCCAAGGCCAAGCUUCUCAGCAGCCGGAAGCAGCGUCCGAAAAAGUUCAAGUGCCCCCACUGUGACGUAGCUUUCUCCAACAACGGUCAACUCAAGGGACACAUUCGAAUCCACACCGGCGAGCGUCCUUUCAAAUGUGACGAGUCCAACUGCGGCAAGACGUUCACCCGAAACGAGGAACUGACCCGCCAUAAGCGCAUUCACACCGGAAUUCGGCCAUACGCGUGCCAGACCUGUGGCAAAAAGUUCGGCCGACGGGAUCACCUGAAGAAACACACCAAAACCCAUCUGCCCCAAGAACGAUACACCUAUGGACUAGCUCCAGCGGCCAUGCUGAUACCAGCGAUGGCAUACGGUGCCGGAGCCCAUUUGUACGGUUAUUGAGGUAGGGUGGCGAAAGCCUAAGCUAGGUUAAGUGUUUUUUUCUGGAAUUAUCGCCUAGGAUAAACACAAGAGAGUUAGUGACCUGUUACAAGUGAUACCAGUUGGGACCAGUGAAUUAUUUUAUAUGAGCAACCUAUUUUUCUAGAGAAAAGAAUUUAAAUAUGACUGAUGUAUUUUUGUAAAUGCCACUGUAAAUAGAUAGACAUCCGUAAUGCAAUCGUAGAUUUAAGAAUAAAUUUUAU
Molecule: messenger RNA, 1200 nt
Organism: Uranotaenia lowii
Lineage: Eukaryota; Metazoa; Arthropoda; Insecta; Diptera; Culicidae
Gene: hkb
Product: zinc finger protein 480
Exons: 2
Coding region: 119-958 (279 amino acids)
Biological process (GO): regulation of transcription by RNA polymerase II
Molecular function (GO): DNA-binding transcription factor activity, RNA polymerase II-specific; RNA polymerase II cis-regulatory region sequence-specific DNA binding
Source: RefSeq, a predicted model, not a curated record